AUGAGUAGCGGUAGCUUUAGAAGCAGCGGCAAUUCGGGCCUAUUUGGCGAAAAAUGGCGUCCAGGUGUGAAGCUGGUCACCUACGACGACGGGAUUCCAUUUACGGCAUUUCUCGAAGAGGAAAGUCUGCGAAACUAUCGUCAGAAUCUCACCAACGAAUUUGUUUUGAAUUUGCGGAUCUUCCGUGAAGGCCUAAUUCUUCCAACGCCGAUCGGUCGAAAUCGACACGAAUUUGUCAUGCUCGAGUCAACCCAUUGGUACUGGACAUUCGAGAAGAAUACUGAAUGCAUUCUGGCAAUCGGCGUCACCGAUUACCGCGUGAAAAAUAAAAUCAGGGAAUCGUAUUCGUUGUUCGACGUCUUGGAAUGGAUUCUGGAUUCGGGCCAACUCAGUCAUGACUACAAUGUUUUCGCGAGAAACUGCCAGGUGUUCGCGAGGGAUCUGUUCUUCUCGAUUCCCGGUUCGGCUCCAUUUGCCGUCAUCGGGACUAUUCUCGAGAAUGCGUUGCCACGGAUUCUACCGCUUCCCUAA
Molecule: messenger RNA, 531 nt
Organism: Caenorhabditis bovis
Lineage: Eukaryota; Metazoa; Nematoda; Chromadorea; Rhabditida; Rhabditidae
Source: the annotation of a GenBank genome assembly